AUGUCUUUGAAACCGUCGAUUUCCUCGGAGAAUACGAUGCUUCCUCUGUCGGAUCCUCCGAAAAUUCAACCCGACGACAAGCUUUUCAAAGGUUCCGCCAUGACCAAACGUGGUGCUUACGCUGCCGUCUCGUACAUGUCAUGCGCUGUUCUGUUGGUGAUGUUCAAUAAGGCAGCUCUUUCUUCUUAUAACUUUCCAUGUGCAAAUGUUAUCACACUUCUUCAGAUGGCUAGUUCGUCUUUUUUUCUUUAUAUGUUGAGGCGUUGGAGAGUAAUUAGUUUUACAGCUAGUGAAUCCUUACUUAUAUCAGAUACUUCAACAAAGUUUGUAUCGGUCAAAACUUUGAAGCACACUUUUCCUUUGGCCGCGGCAUAUUUACUUUACAUGCUAGUCACCAUGGAGGCUGUUCGGGGAGUAAACGUUCCAAUGUAUACAACUUUGAGGAGGACAACAGUGGUAUUUACAAUGCUUGCAGAGUUUGUUUUGGUGGGACAGAGGUAUACGCGAUCCGUCGUUUUCAGUGUUGGCUUGAUUAUCUUUGGUGCGUUUGUUGCGGGAGCACGAGACUUAUCUUUUGAUGGUUAUGGUUAUGCCGUUGUUUUCAUGGCAAACAUUACUACAGCAAUAUAUCUUGCUACCAUAGCCCGCAUCGGUAAAACUAGCGGUCUUAAUAGCUUUGGCCUUAUGUGGUGCAAUGGUAUUCUUUGUGGGCCAGUUUUACUCGUCUGGACAUUUAUUCGUGGUGACUUGAAGAUGACAAUCGAUUUCCCUUAUCUCUUCUCACCUGGUUUUCUCGUUAUUUUGCUAUUUUCUUGCAUACUAGCAUUCUUCUUGAACUACUGUAUAUUUCUCAACACAACUCUUAAUUCCGCUCUGACACAGACAAUUUGCGGUAAUCUGAAGGAUCUAUUUACAAUCGGCUUUGGCUGGAUAAUUUUUGGCGGGCUACCAUUUGAUUUCUGGAAUAUAGUUGGACAAAUUCUUGGUUUCACCGGAUCGGGUUUAUAUGCUUACUUUAAGCUCAUUGGCAAAUAA
Lathyrus sativus (Indian pea) is the source of this 1035-nucleotide messenger RNA. Lineage: Eukaryota; Viridiplantae; Streptophyta; Magnoliopsida; Fabales; Fabaceae. The record is from the annotation of a GenBank genome assembly.